UUGCCAACCAAACGACACAACGAAAGCGAUGGCAAAGAGAGUGAAAAGCAGCCGGCCCAAGUCCAGUGCUGGCAAGCCAGGAGGUGACGAUGUGUCGUCAUCAGGCUCUGCAACCUUCUUUCCAAAGUGGACAGAAGCCGAUAUCCUGGCAGAACGCUGGAGCGCCGAUGCUGCCAAAGGCAAAGACAGAACAAAGUGGCCCUUUGAGGACCCCCUCGGCGUGACACCCAUGCCGCGAAGUCUGGAGGACGCUGUAUCACGCUGGCGACGCAUGAGCGGGCCAUCCACGGCGCACAUGGUGGCCCCGUCUCGCUUCCGUCCCGUUCCCGCCUUUCGCGUCCUCGCAAAGAGCGACCAGCUCUGGCUCAGAAAGAAGCGCAUGAAGUUUGUCGAACGCACAGAGGAGCCAUGGGUGUCGUUGUAUCACAAGAGCCAGCACAUCAUGGAAUCUCCGCUGAUGCGCGAGAUUAUCUCUGCUCUCAGUUUCCUACAGCGGCCGCCACAAGGCAGUGAGGCGCACACGGUUCGGCCGUGGCAUCUGGUGCACCCGCGGGGAAAGGACGGGCAGGCGGCGGCCAACACAACCGGGGGCAAAUACGCCGUCAAGCUCUUCUGGCUGGGCCACUGGCGCAAAGUGGUUGUUGACGAUGUUGUGCCGUUUGAUGCGGAGAACAGAAUUCUUCUUCCGCAGAGCACUGAGCCCGAGCUGUGGCCCAUCAUCGUCACAAAGGCCCUUCUCCGCAUCGCCUCCCUCUCAUUCGACCUCAGGCCGGGAACGCCCGAGGCUGGGCAGUUCAACGUGAUGGCUGCUCUCACGGGCUGGUAUCCCGUUGUCUACAGGCUCCUUCCAUCAAUGACGGAGCAAUCGCGUGCGGCGAUGAUUGCACGUGUCAAUGCACUGUGCACGUACAGUCGCCUGACACAAGAUAAGGAGGACCUUGUCCAGGACCCCAGGCCCCAAUGGCCGGAUGUUGGGCCCGAGGAGAAGCGGCGUGGCAGCGGACGCCGGUCCGCAGCGCGAUCAGCAGCAUCAUCACGAGCUGCAAGCGGGAGGGCGAGCAUCGUUGAGCCUGCCCCCGAUGCGCAUCCGGAACAGCUUGAAAACUGGUUUGUGACCGCCAGUGUCAACCGCGACAAAAACACAAACAGCGACGCCGGCCUUGACCCCUCUCGCUCGCACGAAGUUCGCAUUCUCGCGUGCCACGCCGUGCUGCUGCCGGGAGAGGACGAGUGCAGAUACAUCUUCGAGCUCACGUCCCCCAUCGCUUGGUCAACAGGCUCUCUUGGGUUUGAAGACGAUGUGGAGGGAGAAGAGGAUGACGACAGCAGCAGCGACCGUGGCGAUGGCGCGAACACGGAAACGAAAGGCGGAGACGCACAGGACGGCGAUGUGCAGUCCAUCACCUCAGCCUCUGAAUUGGAGACAGAGCGACCAGACGACCCGAAAGGAUGGACGAAACCGCUGUGCAUUGCCCUCGGCGUCAGCCUCGACCGCCUGCGCACUGAGGAGCGCGAGCUCAAGAAAAUGCACGCGGCAGGAAAGCCAACGCCGCAUUUUCGCUUCUUCAUGACCAGCGAGGAGUUCUUCCGCACAUUCAGUUCCGUCCGCGUGUACCACAAGAGCCACCGGUACAGCCAUCAUGUUGUGCUGCAGCGCGUGCGCGGUCAGGGCGUGUCCUUACAGCAGCGGACUGGUGACGAGGAACCAGCACCCGUCACAGACUAUGACGCCAUGGAGUUGCGGAAUCACGAGCGCUGGUUCCUGCAUGUCGACUCGACAGAGCCGUCCCUCCUCCUCCUCAACCUCGCCAUCGGCCCGCCAGUCCCGCCCGCCUCAAACGUCACUCCUCCCUCCCGCGCGCCGCUGCGGAGUGCAACUGCCCUUGAAAUAGUUCCCGAAGAGCCAGGCCCAGACCGCGACGUGUCGCCAAAGGGGGCGCGGUCGCGUGUAAACUCGCGUGUUAAUACAAUGACGGGCGCUGACGUUGCAUCACUGGCAUCACGCACGGGCACGCUUUCAUCGCGCUCGCUGGAGCUGCCCCCGUUCCCAAGCUCGCGCCCAUCAUCCGCACUCGAUCUCACACCAGCACACAUGUCAGCAACAACAACGGGGCCCCAGGAGGGAUGUGUGCUCAUGCACCACCACAAGUGGGACGCUGUCACGUACGACACCGAUCCUGUGGUGUAUCUGCGCACGUCUUCGUCCCUCUCCGCCUUCUGCAAAUUGCCCGCCGGCCGCCACAUCCUCGCCGUCACCAUCCAACACCCGUUUGCAUGCAGUCUCUCUAUCCUCGCACACAAGCCCGUUGUGCUUGGAACGGCGUCAGCUGUGCUCCCUCGCCUUGCCCAGCCGAGCUGCACUAUGCAGGCGUACGUCACUGCUGUCGAACAGAUUGUGGAGACGACGCUCAAAUCACCAGAGCUGGCUGACGCAAAGCAGGCUGCUUCGAAUUGCGUCAAGAAACUCCACCGCCACUUUGGGUUUUAUCCCGCCGAGCUCUGGGAACCAUUUUCCAAGUGCAUUCAAAGCGCCAUUGAAAUGCAAAACGUAGACGUAUGGCAAAAGCGUGAACAAGCUGUGCGGGAUGUGGUUGCACUGCUUGGCAAGUGGAUUGAGAGCGUGGCUCUGCCCAAGUCAUCGGCGCCAAAAGGCCUUGCACCACCAGCGCUGCUUGUGCAAGAGUACAGUCAUCCAAACCUACUUGCAAACGUCUCCGUGCGGGCUGAUGGGUCUGUUCGCCUCACCAAAGCCGACGGCGGUGAAGGUGCAGCACACACGCUGCCCGUGUUUGGCGCGGGCCUGCAGGCUGACGUUGCUCGCCCGCAGGCGCAGACGGCUGAUGGCACCGGCCGUGAUGGCGACAGCAAGGAAAGUGACAAUCACAGCAACGACAAGAACAAGGGUGGCGAGGUGGCAACCCAAGGUGCCAACGGCAGUGGCGACAACAGCACAGGAUCGCUCACACCUGACAACGGCUCCGAGGGGGACAACAAGCAAGCACACAACACAGCAGGGAAUGCUGUGCAGCAGGAGGGUGAAGGCACGGCCACAUCGUCAUCACGGCCAACCAGCUCGUCUCCACACAGCAUCAACGUCACUGUUUCACAUACCGAGGGCAACAACAACAACAACAACGGCAAGCCCGCCAACGCCACAAAACGCAGCAAUAGCAACAGCCGACCAAACACACGCACGAGCACACGCAGCCGGGGUCGUGACUCGACAGCGACGACGGGCACCAACAGCGGCGGGCAGCCCGAUUUCGCAGCGCAGCAGUUUUCGGAGGAGGACGAGAAGCUCAGGGAGCAAGCCGCCGUGCAGAUCCAGGCGGUGAUGCGAGGAUUUCUCACGCGAAAGCGCCUGCAGGAGGAGAGGACACAAAAGGAGAUCAGCACGCUGCAGCAGGGCGCGGCGGUGUGGGAUGCCCUUGCCACUCGCCAACAGAGUGAAAGCGUCAUGAUUGAGGCUGCCAAGAUGUUCAUGUCUGAUGAGAAAUGCCCCGCCAUUCUCUCCGCGCACCCGUUUGCCGCCGACGCGGCCAUGAACCUCAACGUCCUGCUGGCGACUGGUGACGGCGAACUGUCGCAGAAUCAGCACCUCGAAUUCCUCUUCCAAAAGCGCAUUACUGUGGAGAGCGCGUGCUAUGUUCGGUUCACGCUGCUGGUUGACACGGAGGGUCCUGAGGUGCCACCGCACCACCUCGACUCGCCGCUGCCCGUGUCCGCAGGACUGCGCAUUCUCGAUUGCGCAACGGGGCGCCUGUUACCCUUUGCUGGCGAGCAAACGCUGCCUGUGGAGCUGCAGCCAACGCAGCAAGGAUACAAGUUGCUUGGCUGGUGUGCCUCCGCAUCUUACAACGGGCCCGUGCACUGGAAGCUCCGUGUCACGUCCAAGGAUACACUGCCACAAGACUUAAUUGCCGACUUGCGCCCACCGACUUUUGAUGACGAGCACACGUCCCCCAUUAUGCGCGAUCGACGCCAAUACCCGUUGCUGCUGCAAGUGCAUAGCAAAGCACAACCCGUGCACAUCUGCGCUUCAUUGGACAAUUCCAACGAGGGCACGCUGCUUCUUGCUGUCAAGUGCGAUGGGCGGCAGCUCUUCAAGCAAACCGUGAAGCACCGUGCAUUCUUUCCACUGGUGCUGCCGCCUCUUGCUGCUGAUGACUUUGACGAGGACGAUGACUCUUCCCAGCCCGAGCCCUCAGAGCCAGAGCCAAAGGGGAAGUCAAAGAGCGCCAAGAAGAAGCGAACAGCGAGCAACGCUCGCCCUGACACGCGCGCCGUGCAACAGUCUGUGCCCAAGCGCACGCUCGAGAUUUCCUGUCAGCUGCUGGAUGUGCCUGAGGACUUUGGGGAGGAGCCAUUGCCGCCCUCCGGUACACAGCGUCGCAGCAAGAGCGCAAGCAUGAAGCGCACAGUGUCUGGUCCAGCCAUCACCAUCAAGGCCACAUGCAUGAGCAAGAUUGAGUUCUCCGAAGACACGCGCGAGCAAGACGAGUUGAAGCAGAUUAUGCUUGGCUGGGAAGCAGCAGACCCCGGGCGACGCGAAAAGGCGCAGACUGUGCGCGCUGAGCGGCAAUCGACGGUGAACCCAGAGGAGGCGAAACGUGUCGUGCCGGCGCCGGCAGAACAGCGGCUGCAGCUCCUUGAUGAAGAACUCAUGACAAAGCGUGAACGGGAGAAGCAGAGGAAGGUGAGGGAAUUCAGGGAGCAGCGACAGGCUGUGGCUGAACGAAGAGAAAAGGAGGCGGCAGAGAGGGAUGUGAUCAAGACGCGCACCAUCAACCAAGCAACAGACAGGCGUAAACAGAACCAGCAGCUGCGAGAUACGGCCGGCAAACUCAGACAGAUGUACCGGCAGCGAGUGCUUGACAAGUUGGAAGCGGAACGAAAGGCUGAGGAGGAGCGGCUGCGUCUCGAGCGCGAAGCGCAAGAGGCCGAAGCGGCUGCACGCGCGUCCAGCAAGAAGAAGAAAGGGAAGAAGUGAACACCGCUGGAAAGCGAAUGUUGUCUUGUCCGUUUGUCGUGCAUGUUUGUCGCACUUGCGGCAUGCUUUCGUUGUGUGGUGUACAAAGCCAUGGUGUCUGCGUAGCAAUACACGCUCGCUCCUUCAUGUGGGCAUACUGUGUGCCAAUCUCUGUUGGGUCGUUUCACGUUGUUAUUCAUCAGUCACAACACUUCAUCAAAUCCUUCAAAGCGACAUGGGCAGUGAACAAGUGGACGCAUCAAGGCAGCUCUAAACAUAACAAAAAGCAAAGGGUCGC
Messenger RNA from Salpingoeca rosetta, 5267 nucleotides. RefSeq lists its product as uncharacterized. Bases 29 to 4990 code for a protein of 1653 amino acids. The record is from RefSeq and is a predicted model, not a curated record. Lineage: Eukaryota; Choanoflagellata; Craspedida; Salpingoecidae. Gene Ontology annotation, molecular function: protein binding; calcium-dependent cysteine-type endopeptidase activity. The transcript is spliced from 36 exons. Gene Ontology annotation, biological process: proteolysis.